UAAACUAAAGGAUAGGGUAAGAGUUUGCCACAAUUCGUGGGCGGUGGUUGCGUUUCUUGGCUUCUUUCGGCAGCAACGAUGCAGAUCUUUGUGAAAACCCUGACUGGCAAGACGAUCACUCUCGAGGUGGAGAGCUCGGACACCAUCGACAAUGUUAAGACGAAGAUCCAGGACAAGGAGGGAAUUCCCCCGGACCAGCAGCGACUUAUCUUCGCUGGGAAGCAGCUUGAGGAUGGGCGUACGCUGGCGGACUACAACAUCCAGAAGGAGUCUACCCUCCAUCUCGUCCUGCGGCUGCGCGGCGGGAUGCAAAUCUUUGUGAAGACCCUGACCGGCAAGACCAUCACCCUGGAGGUGGAGAGCUCGGACACCAUCGACAACGUGAAGACGAAGAUCCAGGACAAGGAGGGAAUUCCCCCGGACCAGCAGCGUCUCAUCUUCGCUGGGAAGCAGCUUGAGGAUGGGCGUACGCUGGCGGACUACAACAUCCAGAAGGAGUCGACCCUCCACCUCGUCCUCCGGCUCCGUGGAGGCAUGCAGAUCUUCGUCAAGACCCUGACCGGCAAGACCAUCACCCUGGAGGUGGAGAGCUCGGACACGAUUGACAACGUGAAGACCAAGAUCCAGGACAAGGAAGGAAUUCCCCCGGACCAGCAGCGCCUCAUCUUCGCCGGAAAGCAGCUUGAGGACGGCAGGACUCUAGCCGACUACAACAUCCAGAAGGAGUCGACCCUCCAUCUCGUCCUCCGGCUCCGUGGAGGCAUGCAGAUUUUCGUCAAGACUCUCACCGGCAAGACCAUUACCCUGGAGGUGGAGAGCUCGGACACCAUCGACAAUGUGAAGACCAAGAUCCAGGAUAAAGAAGGCAUUCCUCCGGACCAGCAGCGUCUCAUCUUUGCCGGGAAGCAGCUCGAGGAUGGGCGUACCCUGGCGGAUUAUAACAUCCAGAAGGAGUCGACCCUCCAUCUCGUCCUUCGUCUGCGUGGUGGCCAAGCUUAAGUUCUCUACUGUGAAUGUAAGUAACCUCUCUUCCAUGCAAUAAAAAACGCACUGCCGCUUUCAACACCAUCUAA
Selaginella moellendorffii is the source of this 1073-nucleotide messenger RNA. RefSeq names its product polyubiquitin. Bases 79 to 999 code for a protein of 306 amino acids. Lineage: Eukaryota; Viridiplantae; Streptophyta; Lycopodiopsida; Selaginellales; Selaginellaceae. The record is from RefSeq and is a predicted model, not a curated record. Gene Ontology annotation, biological process: protein ubiquitination; modification-dependent protein catabolic process. The transcript is spliced from 2 exons. Gene Ontology annotation, molecular function: ubiquitin protein ligase binding; protein tag activity. Gene Ontology annotation, cellular component: cytoplasm; nucleus.